AGCAACCAGCUACAGUCAACAUGUCCGCCACAGGACAAAACACCUCCAACACAACCAACAACACAAAUAGUUUCAUAUCCGCCCUCGUAAUAGGCCUGGUCGUCGCAGGCGUAUACCUCGUCGUCUUCUUCCUCCUCCAUGCCAAGAACCGCAGGGUAUACCAGAGUCGCACGCUCGUAGCUCCAGAGGGGAAACGCCCCUCGGUCCUACCGGACAACCCUAUCAAAUGGUUCUCCGGCAUCAUAUUCGAGCCCGACAUCCGCGUGUUCGAGAUGAACGGACCUGACGCCUACUUCUUCGUCCGUUUCUGCAGGUUCAUGGUCCUCCUCCUCCUUCCCUACUGGGGGCUCACCUGGGUAGUCCUCAUGCCCCUCUCAGCCGCACCUCCGAACCUAGGCGCUGCGGGGCUAAACAUGUUCACGUUCGGGAACGUCACCGUCUUCGAUCGUCGUGCGGGGCAUCUGAUCGUCUUUGUCCUCUUGCUCGCUUGGAGCCUGUAUAUGAUAUACAGGGAAUACGAACAUUUCCUCGAGCUCAGGCAGGCGUACCUUAAUUCCCCUGCGCACGCGGCGACCGCAAGGUCCAGGACGGUGAUGGUGAACAACCUCCCGAAGAACGUGGUUAGCGAGGAACGUGUGCGCGAGCUGGCGGCUUUUGUCCCCGGCCCCGUGGAGAGGGUGUGGAUGCCACGCGCUGUUAAGCCUUUGCAGAAACUGUACGAUGCGAGGAAUAACGAGUGCCUCGUUCUCGAGAAGGCGGAGACGAAUCUCUCCCAGAUGGCAAGCAAGAACGUGCGUAAGAACAAGCUGCCCGAGAAAGCUGCUGCGGCCGAGGACGCGGGUCUGACAGCCAAGUACGUUCCGGAGAAGAAGCUUCCUAGCCAUAAGAUCGGCACUCUUGCGGAUUAUACGUUUGGCCUGUUUGGGAAGAAGGUCGAUACACUCUCCUACUCGCCUGCGUUUAUCAAGGAACAGGACGAGCAGCUCAUUUUGGAAAGGCAGAACGUCGAUUCCUACAAGCUUGCCAACAGCGCAUUCAUCCGCUUUACAAGCCAGGCCGAUGCACAUUUCUUCGCCCAGCAGAUCAAGAAGAACACCCUCCGCAAAGACAUGGUCGGCGCUUCGACCGAAGUCGUACCGGAAGACAUCAUCUGGUCCAACCUCUCCAUGUCGCCCUACGAACGGCUCGUCCGCACCAUCAUCUCCUGGUGCGCGACCAUCGGGCUGAUCAUCGCCUGGGCUCCGCUGGUCGCCUUCGUCGGAGUAAUUUCCAACGUCUCCACCCUCUGCUCGAGCGUCUCCUUUCUGAGCUGGAUCUGCCGGCUCCCCAGCACUGUAGUGGGCAUCAUCCAGGGCAUCCUCCCCCCCGUCCUCCUCGCAAUCUUGUUCAUGCUCCUCCCUAUCGUCCUCCGCAUAUUCGUAAAGAUGCAGGGCGAACCCCGCAACUCGACCGUCCAGCGUAAGCUCUGGUCCCGAUUCUGGCUCUUCCAGAUCAUCCAUGGGUUCCUCAUCGUCGCCCUUGCCUCUGGCCUUGUAUCCGCCUUACAGAACAUCAAGGAGACAGCUAGUGAGGCCCCGACACUGCUUGCAAACCAUCUCCCAGACUCGGCAAUCUUCUUCCUCACUUUCAUCCUCACUGUCGUCCUCGGCUCGGCGAGCAAGACCCUCUCCCGCGCUAUCCCGUGGGUCAUGUCCAAGCUCGCGUUCAUCUUCCGCGGAAGCACGCCACGCAAAGCUUACGCCUAUGACUGGAAGAUGGAUAGUAUCGAGCUUGCUACCGAAUGGCCACCUGUUGCACUCUUAGGCAUCAUCGGCAUCGUCUACAGUGUCAUCCAGCCCGUCACAGUCGGCUUCGCAGCAGUGGGGUUCUACCUCCUCUACAUGACCUACAAAUACAUGCUCAUAUGGAACUGCGACCAGCCGGAGAACCUCGAGACCGGUGGGCUCUACUACCCCAAAGCCCUUGGAGCAGUCUUCGCCGCCCUGUACAUAGAAGAGAUCUGCCUCGGAGGCCUCUUCUUCCUCUCCGGUCCUGGUGCGGGGGCGAUCGGCUGGGCAGGGGGGGCGAUCAUCGCCCUCUGUUUGGCGGUGACGGCGGUGUUUGAGGUAUGGGUAGAAUGGAGGUUUGCGAGGCUGUACACGUUUGUAGGCCCUUCUGCCGGGCCGGGGAUGCUUGCUGGGCUGGAGAAGAGCGUUUCGGAGGAAGAUGACGCGCAGCCAUACCCUGGCUCGAACAACGCCAGCUCCGAGCAGGAUGCCCCAGACCCCAACACGCACGCAUUUGACCACCCAGCACUGUGGAAACCCACACCCCUAAUCUGGCUCGCAGCUGAUACGCUUGGGAUCGCCCAGUCCGAAACGGCACGGUUGGAGGGGGAGGGGCUGAGGGCGUCGACGGAGUAUGCGAGUAUGGACGAGAAGGGGAAGGUUACUGUGCUGAGGGGGCCCCCGGACGAGCCUUGGUUGGGGGGGCAGGUGGAGUAAACGGUGAUUGAUGACACUGUUGGGUAUGGCUCGGGCAGGGUUGGUCGGCCAUCUACUUCUCGAGUUUGGCACGGAUGCGACACUCGUCGGGAUACAGAUGCAGAUGCAGAUGCAGAUGCAGAUGCGGGUGUGAGACUCAGCCCUGGUCCGAGAGCGGUUGGUGUGGACUCUCUAUUCAUAGUUGUAGUACUAUACUUGAUAAUUGAGAUAAU
Dacryopinax primogenitus is the source of this 2695-nucleotide messenger RNA. Its product is annotated as DUF221-domain-containing protein. The record is from RefSeq and is a predicted model, not a curated record. The coding region runs from base 21 to 2483 and encodes 820 amino acids. Gene Ontology annotation, molecular function: calcium-activated cation channel activity. The transcript has 2 exons. NCBI's taxonomy places the organism in Eukaryota, Fungi, Basidiomycota, Dacrymycetes, Dacrymycetales, Dacrymycetaceae. Gene Ontology annotation, cellular component: plasma membrane.